Molecule: messenger RNA, 3427 nt
Organism: Hylaeus volcanicus
Lineage: Eukaryota; Metazoa; Arthropoda; Insecta; Hymenoptera; Colletidae
Gene: kto
Product: mediator of RNA polymerase II transcription subunit 12-like
Exons: 7
Coding region: 473-3427 (984 amino acids)
Biological process (GO): regulation of transcription by RNA polymerase II
Cellular component (GO): mediator complex
Molecular function (GO): transcription coactivator activity
Source: RefSeq, a predicted model, not a curated record
ACUAACCUAGGAACCUUUUGCAUUCUCGCACUUUAAAUUUCCAAUGCAAUAAUGUAUUCAUUCCAAUGGUAAAUACAGUGUUCGGAGCAUUUUAUUUAUUUUAAUUUAUCGAUUGUUUAAUCAAGCGAUAAUGUCGUCGACUGAUUGUCAUUAUACCUUCGUCAGAUCGUCAGCGUCUUCGUAUUAUUGGAGUAAUUUGCAUUGCUAGUGACAUCAGAGUGGGUUCGGAAGAUGUUGCGAUAUCCAAGUUAACGAUUUCAGUAGUAACGCACCACCUGGAAGCUUAUCCGAUUGUAAUGACAGUGUCGUGUUACGGUCGACGGUGUUGAGUAAUUGUAAAUAUGUCAUUAACGAAGGUUAUAUUUUUCACGCAGUUUCGAGAAUGAGCCCGAAACUCUAGGACUGUUUCGUUUAAUCGUAUACGGAAGUAAUGUCGAUGACCGGCGAUCAAUUUUGAUAGUUUCCUUGUACCAUGAUGGGAAUAUUGUAUGAGAAACGGCCACUGAAACGGCCUAGACUAGGGCCGCCUGACGUCUAUCCCCAAGAACCUAAACAAAAAGAGGACGAGCUCACCUCUAUUAACGUCAAACAUGGAUUCGCCACGAUGCCUCAGCUGUCCGACGAGUUCGGAACAGCGAGGCAUUGCAACGUCACUGCCGCCAAAGUGGGAGCGUACUUCAACGCGAUUCUAGCGAAGAAGGAGGAGCUGUCUACGAUGCCGGACACAGGUAGAAAGAGACAACAGAUCAAUCCGAAGGACAAUUUCUGGCCCGUAACCGCGAGGACGAAAAACGGCAUCGAGGCGUGGUUCAAAGAUCUCUCCGGUUGCAAGCCGUUGAUAGCUCUCGCAAAGAAGGCUCCCAACUUCAAUAAGAAGGAAGAGAUAUUCAUGAUGCUCUGCGAGUAUCAAGUACCCAUGCUGAGGGCAGCCUGGUUCAUUAAACUCAGCUCGGCUUAUACGGUCGCAGUUUCGGAGGCUAAGAUUAAGAAGAGACAGUUGCCCGAUCCGACUACAGAAUGGACGGGGACGCUUAUAAAAUUCUUGAAGGAUCAACUCUCGAAGUUACAAGAACAUUACUACAUAAAUAGCCACUCGACGAAUAGCGCUAGCAACAACGGUGUCGCGAAUAAUUCCUGCAACAGCAACGGUUCUGGAAGCAGCAACAGUAACAACAACAGCGGCACCAAUAACAUCAACAGUAACAACAACGGUAACAACGGAACCGCUACCAAUCAACCAGCCACGCCAAACUCGAAUAAUCAAACACCGUCUGGAAACACCAUGAACGAGGAGCACAAAUUAGCGUUGAAGCAAUGGCAUUACUGCGUUCAGUUGGCGAAGUUUAUGUUCGAAGAAGGUUUAUUAGACAGACAGGAAUUGCUGCAGUGGAUUUUAGAGUUGUUGGACAAAAUCAAGUCUUCCCCUUCGGAAGAUGGUAUCUUGAAGCUUCUGUUACCAUUGGCGUUGCAAUACUUGGAGGAGUUCGUGCAGUCCGAGUUGCUAGCCAGGCGUUUGGCGUAUCUGUGCUGUCGCAAGCUGGCCCACAUGUGCAGCAACGUCGAGGCCAACGGCAAUCCUCAAAGUCCGUCCAUAAAUAAGAGCGACGCGAACGGUGGGAAGGAAACCGCCGCCGCUAGCCAAACACCGAAUCCGUUGACCGCUGCUUUCAGCGACUACUUGUCGUGCCCCCAUCACAGAGACGUGAUAUAUAGUUUAUCGACGAUAAUACAGGUGAUCACAUUGGAAUGCCCAACGGCGCUGGUAUGGAACAGCGUUGGCGAAGGGAAAGCUCCGUCCGUGCUAAACGGUUCCCCUUUGGACUAUUUAUCGUAUCCUCCGACGACUUUACCGUGUCCAUCCGCGAGCGCUACUAAUCCUAUAUUGAAGCAGCUGAAGAUCGGCCAGGAGAACAUACGCGCGCGGUCCCAGGCCGCCGAAGGCAAAUGGUCCUGCGACAAGUGGCAGCAGAGCAGCGCUGGGAUAACAACGACUAAAGUCCUGGCUGCUUUGGACGCCCUGGAUCGGCACAGCUUCGACAGAAUGGACUCGAACAAUUCCUUGGACACUCUGUACGCUAAGAUAUUCACGUCGCCCCCGAAGGACACCGGGAACGAAAGGGACGCGAAAACCGAGUACAACCCGCAGCAGGAUUCCGCUGUGGUUGAGAUAUUGUGCGAGUGGGCGGUGAGCGCCGAACGAUGGGGGGAGCACAGAGCUAUGGCGGUCGCUAAGCUGCUCGAGAAACGGCAGAGCGACGUCACUGGGGAGACGAAUGACAAUGACGAUAAAGAUAGCGUCUGUAGCAAUGGGAAUCCGCAUGUGCUCCCGAUCUUUCAAGCGUUGCUCAUGAAGUUCUUGGACAUGGACGCUCCGGUAUUAGACAAUACACCAGCACAGUCAAAAGUUCAGUUCACGAAUUUGGUUCACUUAUUUUCAGAGUUAAUUAGGCACGAUGUAUUCUCGCAUGACGCGUACAUGUGCACGUUGAUCUCCAGGGGAGAUCUUAUUCAAGGUCCAGCAGCCAGCAAACCCGGAACUCCAAGUAAUAGAGAACCAAUCGACGAGGAUAGCUUGUUCCCAGGGAUAGAUUUAAAACCAGCGAAAUUAGAGGUAACAGAUCACGGACGAACAAUGGAUUAUGAUGAUAGUAAAAUUGACGAUGAUUUGGACAAGCUGCUGCAACAUAUUAAAGAAGACCAACAGAACAGUAUGGAUGCCCCGGACAGUCCCAAAGAAGACGCGCUAGCGGGGCACGGGACUCAGGAAGGACUCGAUUCUAAGAUGCCCUCGAGUCAUAGUAGACACUUGUUGUACACUACCCACUUUCCGCUGCCCCAGGACGAGACGUGCAGCCAGCACGACUGCAAUCAACGGCACGUGCUACUUUACGGAGUGGGACGCGUCAGAGACGAGGCCAGGCAUGUCGUUAAAAAGAUGACCAAGGAAGUGUGCAAAUUGUUCGGAAAGAAAUUCAGCAUCGACGUAGCCGAGGGCGGAAAAGUGAAGAAGCAUUCCCGUAGCGAGUUCAACUUCGAGGCGAUCACGUUGAAGUUUCAGAACUUGAGCUACUUCGAUCAGCACGUGGUGACGUGGCAGUGCGCGACUCAAGUCAUCGAGAUGUUGAACGCGUUCGCGCUGGUUGGCUCGUCGUAUUUACCGGUGCAAGAGCACGUGGCGUUCCUAUUCGAUUUAAUGGAACUAGCCCUGAACAUAUACGGCUUGAUAGACGUCUGCAUCCAAAUUCUGAAGGAGCUACCAGAAGUCGAGGCCCAGUUGACGGUUAGAAACAGUCAACUCAUCAGGAGCUAUACGACCAGCUUGAGUCUGUACGUUGUGGGAGUUUUAAGGAGAUACCAUUGUUGUCUACUGUGCAAGGGAUAUGUUGUCAAGGAUACGUUGACCUACAUUUAUACAAAUUUGUAUUGA